This is a messenger RNA of Zerene cesonia (dogface butterfly), 1026 nucleotides long. Its product is annotated as trypsin 5G1-like. Gene Ontology annotation, biological process: proteolysis. The transcript is spliced from 5 exons. The coding region runs from base 1 to 1026 and encodes 341 amino acids. The record is from RefSeq and is a predicted model, not a curated record. Gene Ontology annotation, molecular function: serine-type endopeptidase activity. Lineage: Eukaryota; Metazoa; Arthropoda; Insecta; Lepidoptera; Pieridae.
AUGGCGGAUGAAGACGCUGUGUUGCAAUUUAAGUGCUAUCGAGAGAAGAGAAGGAUACUUUGUAUCAUAAAAAAAAUAUUUUUUUCAGAAUAUGAUUUACUCGUGAUACCAAUACCUAAAGUGAAAAGCCCAAAGCGGACCGAGUACCUUCGAAUACCGCUAUUAUCUAACAAAAGAAUAGCCAGAAAGGAUAAUUUAUAUAAAAUAGAUAUAGAACAUUACGAUGAACCAACAGAAGUUCCCAAUAUCGAUAAUUUCGAUUAUAAUAAAGAUAGAGAAAUGCUAGAUCGAUACGAAGUAUCUCAGCGUUUAGAUAAUGAUAUAGUUAAUUUGUAUGGGGAAGACAAGAUUGUGGGAGGUUUUGAAGUUGAUAUAAGUUUGUAUCCAUAUCAUGUGGCGUAUGGGACCAAUUGUGGUGGAGCCAUUAUAGAUAGACGAUGGGUUAUAACUGCUGGUCAUUGUGGCAAAAAAACAUACAUAAGAGUUGGAUCAAAAUACCUUAACCAAGGAAGGAAGGUAGGGAUCAAAAAUAACUACAUCCAUCCAAUGUGGACAGCGAAGUCUAAAGAACAUCCCUUCGACUUCGACUUUCAACUGCUGGAGCUGUCGGAACCUUUGAAAUUUGACGACCAUGUCCAACCAAUCAAGCUUGCCCAUAUAGAAGAUAUGGUUAUUGGGAAAGUCAUAACUGUCACUGGUUGGGGUAAUACGGAGGAAAAUGGUCCAUAUUCCAACGUGCUGCGAGCAGUUCGGGUACCAAUAAUUUCCAAAGAGAAUUGCCAACACGUACCAUUCCCUUACUUCCGAGGCUCUCUAACUGCUAGAAUGUUCUGUGCCGGGUUCUCUGAAGGAAAGAAGGACGCUUGUCAGGGUGAUUCAGGUGGACCAGCAGUGAACCAGGACAAGUUGCUUGGUAUGGUGUCCUUCGGCUAUGGCUGCGCCACGCCCGGCUCUUUUGGCGUCUACAGCAAAGUCGCUAAAGUACGGCCCUGGAUAAAAGAGAUAACUCACUUACAUUUCGAUUAA